Molecule: messenger RNA, 3015 nt
Organism: Candida tropicalis MYA-3404
Lineage: Eukaryota; Fungi; Ascomycota; Pichiomycetes; Serinales; Debaryomycetaceae
Exons: 1
Coding region: 1-3015 (1004 amino acids)
Biological process (GO): protein import into nucleus
Cellular component (GO): nuclear envelope; cytosol
Molecular function (GO): small GTPase binding
Source: RefSeq, a predicted model, not a curated record
AUGGAUAGACAAUCAUUAUUGAAUGCGCUUAGUGGGACAUUGGAUCCUAAUCAACAAACCAGAAAACACUGUGAAGAGCAAUUGAAAGUUUAUGAACAACAACAAGGAUUUACUUCAUACCUAUUAGACAUUUUGGUGGAAUCUGAUUCAACAACUUCUGUUGGAAUCAAAGUUGCAGCAGCCAUUUUUUUCAAAAACAGAGUGGUCAACUACUGGGUUGUCCCAGAAAAUAAACAACAAACUGCGUUCUAUUUAUUAGAUGGUGAAAAAUCUGCAAUCAAAGAAAAAUUAAUUACAACAUUGUUUGAAACUUACAAAAACCAUCAAAUCAGAUUGCAAUUAUCAACUGCUUUGAAUACAAUUUUAAGUUAUGACAAAUGGGAUGGUUUGGUAGAGGUUAUUCACAAUUUGUUAUCUGAUGAAGGUAAUGCAGACCAUGUAUACACUGGAUUAUUGUGUCUUUAUCAGUACACCAAAAAUUAUAGAUGGGAUGGCUUUGAACUGAAUAAUUUCGUCAACCCAGUUUUAGAGGAAGUUACCCAGAAAUUAUUUCCUCAAUUGGAAAGCUUGGCCAACAAAUUGAUUGCCAGUGAUGGUACCACUCCUGAUGAAAUGCUUUAUUUGAUUAUCAAGAUUUUCAAGUUUACAACCUAUUCUUCAUUGCCAAGUUAUUUACAAGAUGCAAACCAUUUGGGUCAAUGGUGUCAAAUCCACAUUCUGAUUAUUAACAAGCCACUACCAAAGGAAAUUUUAGAAGAAGACAAUAUUGAAACCAGAAACAACAACCCAAGAAUCAAGACAAUCAAAUGGUGUUUCGCAAACAUGAACAGAUUAUUAAACAGACACGGAGGGGGCUAUUUAACUAGAUCCAAAGAAUCUAAUCAAUUUGCCCAAGUUUUCAUAACUAAUUUUGUUCCAGAAAUUUUAAAUGCAUACUGGAAGAUCAUCGAAGGUUGGUCAACUAAAUCAGUCUGGCUCAGUGAGGUUUCUUUAUUCUACAUGAUUUCAUUUUUGGAACAAGUCAUUGAAACUCCUGCCUGGUCUUUGAUUAAUGAAAAACUCGAUGCUAUUUUGAGACACGUUGUUUUGCCAACUUUGGUAGCUACUCCAGAAACAGUAGAAUUGUACGAAGAUGAUUCCGAUGAAUACAUUAGACGUUUCUUUGAUGUCAACCGUGAACAAAGCACUUCCGAUGUGGCUACUAUUAAUUUUAUCUACCGUUUGUCCAACAAGAAAUUCAAGGAUACCAUCAAUUUGAUAUGCCAAUUCAUCAAUGAGGUUUUCACAGACAGAAUUAAUAACAGAGGUAAUAUUGAAAGUGCCAUGAAAGCUGAGGGUGGGUUAAGAAUAUUGUCGACCAUCUCAUACAAAUUGGAUUCUAAAUUUUCUCCGGUUGCUGGUCAAGUCGAUAGUUUGCUUCACACAUUUGUUUACCCUGAAUUGUUACAAGAACAAUCAUCAAAGACUCCAUGGUUAACUGCCAGAGCCUGUGAUACCAUUGCCAUGUUUCACGAUCACAAAUAUACUGAUACACAAGUAUUACAAGCAAUUUUCCAAGGUGUGGUUGCAUGCUUUUCAGAUGAUAGCCAAUUCCCAAUUCAAUUGACUGCUGCUGAUGCAUUGUCUACUUUAGUUAAUGAAGACUUAGUUGCCCAACAUGUUGCUGACCAAGCUCCACAAUUGAUGGGUAUCUUGUUGGAGAAAUCCAAACAAUAUGAAAGUGAUAUUUUGACAAACGUUAUGGAUACAUUUGUUGAAAGAUUUGCCAGUAAUUUGGAACCUUAUGCAGUUGAGUUGGGUAAGAAGUUAUCUGAACAAUUCCUCAAGAUUGCUUCAGAAAUUUUAGAAUCCAAUGGUGGAGCCGAUGAAGAUAAAGAAAUACAAGCUUCAGGUCUCUUGAACACUUUGACUACUUUGGUUAUUUCCAUGUCAAAUGCUCCAAAUGUCGCUCUCCAAUUAGAGUCAGUUUUGAAAGAGUUGAUUGUGUUUAUUUUUGAGAAUGCUAUGGUUGUGUUCUUGACUGAAGUUAUCGAAAUUUUGGAAUCCCUUUUGUUUGUCAGAUCAGAAGUGUCACCUACCAUCUGGGAUAUUUUCCAAGUUGCUAUUGACUCAUUUGAAACUUACGCUUUUGAGUAUUUUGAUUCAUUCCAACCAUUUUUUGAAAGUAUUAUAAACAAAGGUUUUACUCAUCCAAAUGUUACAAUGGCCGAUCCACAUGUUCAAUCCUUGAUUCAAGUCUGUUUUAACAUUUUGAAGGAUGAUGAUACUGAUCCAGUGUUCGCCCACCUGGCUUUUGAAGAUUUGGAAUUGACUAUUCUAGCCUUGAAUCAAAGAUUUGUCAACUUUUUACCAAACUUUCUACCAGAAAUCUUUGACAUCUUUUCUAGAUUGGAAAGCCAAGAUGCAUUUGAUGGGCACAUGUUACAUCACUUGUCUAUUUUAAAGAUUUUAUUUGCCUGUUUGUAUAUUGACCCAGUAUCAACCAUUCAGUUUAUUUUAUCAAAAGGCUUUUUGAUCGAAUUUUAUAAAUUGUGGGUUAAACAUAGCUCUGACUUCCAAAGUGUUUACGGUUGUAAAUUACAAAUACUUGCAAGUAUGUCUAUCAUUAACAAUAACAAUGCUGUUGGUCUCAUUCCAGAAGAUUUAGUUGGUGAAACGGUCGACUUGUUGUUGGGCAAUAUUGCUACCUUGCCAAACGCUAUCAAGGCCAAGAAUUCCAUUAUUGCUAAUGAAACAAGUCAAAAAAUGCAACAAAAGGAUACCACAGAUGGUGCUGAUGAAGACAAUGAUGACGAAUUUGCCGAACUUGAUGACGAUUUUGAAAUCGAUGAAGCGGAAUUGGAAGCAAUGAAAGAAACACCAAUUGAUAAGCUCAACGCAUUUGACUUCUUUGUUCAAAACUUUUUGGCCAUUCAACAACAACAAAAUAAGAAUGAACUCCUCUUUGGAGGUCUUGAUGAUAGUAGGAAGGAGAUGAUCGAAGAGUUGGUUAAGGUUACCCAAAACACUAGAUAA